Molecule: messenger RNA, 903 nt
Organism: Plasmodium berghei ANKA
Lineage: Eukaryota; Apicomplexa; Aconoidasida; Haemosporida; Plasmodiidae
Product: PUB domain-containing protein, putative
Exons: 4
Coding region: 1-903 (300 amino acids)
Source: RefSeq, a predicted model, not a curated record
AUGGAGGAACAUAAUAAGAUUAUCGAUCAGCUAAUUGAAUUGGGAUAUUCUAAGGAGAUAAGUAUGAGAGUUAUAAAAAUGAGUGAAGCUAAAACAGUUGACGAAGCCUUAAGUUGGAUUGAGCUCAUUGAGGAAAACCCCGAUGUUGUGAAUUCAAAAUUAAAUACAGACAAUAAAGCUGAAAAUGUUAGUGAAAAUGUAGCAAUAGACAAAAAUAUAGAAAGUACCAAAGAACAAAAACCCAAAUUAACUCCAGAAGAAGCCCAAAAAAAAGCUAUUGAAUUGCAAAAGAAAAUUCGAGAAAAAAAAUUGCAAAAAGAAAAAGAAGAAGAAAUUGAAAAAGAAAAAAAACGAAUUGCUAUGACAAAGGAAAUACAAAAAAGAAAAGAACAAUUAGAAGAAUAUGAAAGGAAAAAAUAUAUAGAAAAUUUAGAAAGGGAAAGAAACGAAUAUAAAAAAGAAAAACAAAAACAAUUAGAACUGCUAAAAAGGGAAUAUGAAGCCAAAUUUUCUAUGGCUUAUAAUCCUGAUAGCCAAAAAAAAAAAAGUAUAGAAGAUCUAGGAGAAAAUCAAAAAAGGGACGAAAUCGCUAUUUUAUUUAACAAUUUAAAAAAUAAACAUAAAAAUAAUAAAACUGAAUUAAUAAGUUCAUUAAAUAUUUUAAGAAAAUAUUUUAGUAAUAUAAAAGAUAAUAUUUUAGAAAAAAAAUUUCAAAAAAUUAAAAAGGAAAAUAAAGUGUUUAUUGAAAAAAUAAAAAUAUAUGAAGAAAUGAUUACCAUAUUUCUCUUAGUUGGAUUUGAAGAUACAGGCGAAUUCUAUGUUAUAAAAAAUUACCCUAAUACAUAUUUACUUUCUUCUGCCAUAAAGUUUAUUGAUUUAGUUAUAAAAAAUCUAAAUUCAUAG